AUGGUGGAAAAUCUCACAGCAGCGGGGACAGAUGAGGAUCCGCCGCCGACUGCCCAGACUGUGUUCGGGGUGGUCCUUCUCGUGGCUUCUUUGACUGGCGUCCUCGGCAACGGGCUGGCUCUACAGGUUUGCCAGGCGCGUUUCACCCAGCUGGGUCACCUGAAGGCGCACUCCCGCAUCCAUACCGGGGAGAAACCGUACCAGUGUGGGACGUGUGGCGCCAAGUUCAGCCAGCUCGGUACACUCAAGGUCCACAUGCGGAUCCAUACCGGGGAGAAGCCGUACCAGUGUAAGACGUGCGACGCCCGCUUCACGCACCUCCGCUCGCUCAAACUGCACACGCUGCGCUCGCACAUGGAGGAGCUCACUCAAGCCGAGCAGGACCAACUCAAGCAGGACACCGGCACGGUCAGCAGCGCCUCACAGCGGGAGUCGCCGGAACCGCAGGCCGCUGCAAGUGCCGCCGUCUCUGCCUCUGGUGAUGAGUAAAAAACAAACAAACAAACAAACAAACAUAAACAGUCAUUUAUCAUGAUUUUAGGAAUGGUUGUAUCAUAUUGAGGAUCCUUGUUAUAUCAAACUGACAAUCUCUUGGAAAAUGUCACUUGGAAAAAAGAAUGUGUCCCUGAAAAUUCUGAUCUUGAAAAGAUACUGGGUAACAAUAUAACAAUAACUAGAUUCGGCAUAAUUUAAAAAAGUACAGUUUUUGUCGCCUAGGCUUCUUUGAUGUGGUGGGAAAAUGUGGCCUGUAUCAGGUGCACAUGGAAACAAAAUCGUACUGGUGGUCUGAUAAUAAAUUCCAAAUUUGCUUGAGAUGAAGUCCAAAAGCAAGUGUCAAUUUUACAAAUGCAAAGAAAAACCUAAAGUGUCUGAUGACAUGUUGCCAUUGCAUUUGUAUCAUACCCGCUAGCACAGAAACUGGCAAAUCUGAAGCAUUUGUUGUUUUAAGCAGUGAAAUACGAACUGUUUUAGGACAAAUACAGUUGAUUUCUUGUGUACAGAGUGACUUUUAAAGGCUUUAAUCUGUGUAUAUAUAAACUUUCAUCUCCAAAAUGGUGUUUGAAAUAUGUGUAAUGUUACAAAGUUAAACUUUUAUCAAAGGCAUUUUAAAUUUGUUUCCUGUUCUCUGUACUCCGUUCCUUGUGGCAUCAAAAAGAAA
Messenger RNA from Branchiostoma belcheri (Belcher's lancelet), 1159 nucleotides. Its product is annotated as zinc finger protein 582-like. Lineage: Eukaryota; Metazoa; Chordata; Leptocardii; Amphioxiformes; Branchiostomatidae. The transcript has 3 exons. Gene Ontology annotation, cellular component: nucleus. The record is from RefSeq and is a predicted model, not a curated record. The coding region runs from base 1 to 489 and encodes 162 amino acids. Gene Ontology annotation, biological process: regulation of transcription by RNA polymerase II. Gene Ontology annotation, molecular function: RNA polymerase II cis-regulatory region sequence-specific DNA binding; DNA-binding transcription factor activity, RNA polymerase II-specific.